Messenger RNA from Rattus rattus (black rat), 3940 nucleotides. It is a transcript of the gene Znf503, whose product is annotated as zinc finger protein 503. NCBI's taxonomy places the organism in Eukaryota, Metazoa, Chordata, Mammalia, Rodentia, Muridae. Gene Ontology annotation, cellular component: nucleus. Gene Ontology annotation, biological process: negative regulation of DNA-templated transcription. The record is from RefSeq and is a predicted model, not a curated record.
GAGUAGCAAGAGGAAAGCAAGAAUGGGGGGACUGAAGUGUGAAACAGGGGAAACAUGUGACCCCCGCGCCUGCCCCAAUCUGAGCGUCCUCGGGUGUCACGUGACCGGGAAGGGCGGAGAGCCCCGCGCACGUCGCGAGGACGAGCAGCCACCGCCUCCGUUGCCCUUCUAGCUUCUGGUUUCUCUGUUGCUGAACCUCCAGAAAUCCAAGCGGGCGGGCAGACUUCCUGCAGCAUCAAUUCUCCACCUUUCCUUUCCCGGGUGGCCGCGCUACGCGAAAUCUCAAUUUCUGAAAAGAAUUUUUUGUGUACAGGCCCCACUCAUCCCAGGAGUUGACUGUUCAGCAGGUAUCCACACUCCCGCCAGCAUUUCUUCUUCCGAAGUCUCUUAACUCCCUCGCACUCCCUCCCUCCAAAGGUUUCAGUUUGUUUUCUUGCUGGGAAAACGAAGAACGACGAGGAGAAAAAAAGAAGGAAGGCGGUAGAUGACAAACGUAGAAUAAAUGUCCAGCUCGUCCGGGUAGCGAAAUGGAGGGAGGGGACAAGCCGAGGGGCGGCGAAGAGGGAGCUGCCCAUUAAAACCAGCUCUGAGAGUCCUGGCGGCGGCGGCAGCGGCGGCGCGGGACGCGUCACAUCCCCUUGACCCUCCAAUCACCUCGGGCUCCCAUUUGAUUGGAAGGCGGCAAAGGCUUUAAUCUCCCCCUCGGUGCAGCUGCUUUUGAAGUGAGUUUCCUCGCCAGAGCCCCGGCUGGACAAGCAGCGGCUCACAUCGCCGAGCGCAGCGCCGGCUCGGGGCCGGAAGAGCGCAGCGCAGGGCACAGCCCGAGACAGACACCGCGCACCGCGGGGGCACUCCCGCAGUCCAUCCUGCUCUUCUAGCCCCGCCACGGCUCCCCUGCGGGCCACCCAGGAUUAUUCGCUUCUGACUCCAGGCGGCGAGAAGGCGCGCGGGGCUCCCGCGUCCGCCGCGCCAGCUCCUCCUCCAGCUGCUCCGGCUCCCCGGGCGAACGCGCAGCCCGGAGCCCGCCCCGCGCGUCUCGGAGCCCUCCCCCCGCUGCUCCCAUGCGCGCGGGUGGGUCAUGAGCACAGCGCCCUCGCUUUCUGCCCUAAGAAGCAGUAAGCACAGCGGCGGCGGCGGUGGCGGCAGUGGCAGUGCGGACCCUGCCUGGACCAGCGCGCUUUCUGGAAAUUGCUCCGGCCACGGCCCAGGCUCCUCCCCGGCCGGCAGCACCAAGCCUUUUGUGCACGCCGUGCCCCCCUCUGACCCCCUGCGCCAGGCUAACCGCCUGCCCAUCAAGGUGCUGAAGAUGCUGACGGCACGGACUGGCCACAUUUUACACCCAGAGUAUCUGCAGCCCCUGCCUUCCACGCCCGUCAGCCCCAUCGAGCUGGACGCCAAGAAGAGCCCACUGGCGCUGCUGGCUCAAACAUGUUCGCAGAUAGGGAAGCCGGACCCUUCGCCCUCUUCCAAACUCUCCUCGGUCGCCUCCAACGGGGGCGGCGCGGGUGGUGCAGGCAGCGGAGCCGGGGGCGACAAGGACGCCAAGUCGGGCCCCCUGAAGCUGAGCGACAUCGGCGUGGAAGACAAGUCGAGUUUCAAGCCUUACUCUAAACCCGGCUCAGAUAAGAAGGAGCCGGGAGGCGGCGGCGGAGGCGGCGGUGGCGGCGGCGGCGGCGGGGGUGUUGCUGCGGAGAAGUCAGGAUUCCGGGUACCGAGCGCCACCUGCCAGCCAUUUACGCCCAGGACAGGCAGUCCCAGCUCCAGCGCCUCGGCCUGUUCGCCGGGAGGCAUGCUGCCCUCCGCCGGGGGCGGCCCGGAGGGCAAGGACGACAAGAAAGAUCCGGAAGCUGGCGGCGGUGGCAGCAGCAAGGGCUCCGGGGGCGCCCCGGCGGACGGGGUACCUGCCGGGCUGGCGCAUGGCCGGAUUAGCUGCGGCGGCGGAAUUAACGUGGAUGUGAACCAGCACUCCGAAGGGGGUCCAGGAGGCAAGGCUCUAAGCUCGGACUGUGGUGGCUCUUCCAGCUCCAGCUCGGGUUCGGGCCCCAGCGCACCCACCUCGUCGUCGGUGUUGGGCUCCGGUCUGGUAGCCCCGGUAUCUCCCUACAAGCCGGGCCAGACUGUGUUCCCUCUACCCCCCGCGGGCAUGACCUACCCAGGCAGCCUGGCUGGGGCCUACGCUGGCUACCCGCCCCAGUUCCUGCCACACGGUGUGGCGCUCGACCCCACCAAGCCUGGCAGCCUGGUAGGGGCUCAGCUGGCAGCGGCCGCAGCCGGCUCUCUUGGUUGCAGUAAGCCAGCGGGUUCGAGUCCUCUGGCUGGGGCGUCGCCGCCAUCAGUGAUGACAGCCAGUUUGUGCCGGGACCCAUACUGCCUCAGCUACCACUGCGCCAGCCACUUGGCCGGGGCUGCAGCUGCCAGCGCCUCGUGCGCGCAUGAUCCGGCUGCUGCAGCGGCAGCGCUCAAAUCGGGAUACCCGCUGGUGUACCCCACGCACCCACUGCACGGCGUGCACUCCUCACUGACGGCUGCCGCUGCUGCAGGCGCCACACCACCCUCCUUAGCCGGCCACCCCCUCUACCCCUACGGCUUCAUGCUCCCUAACGACCCGCUCCCCCACAUCUGCAACUGGGUGUCAGCUAAUGGGCCGUGCGACAAGCGCUUCGCCACGUCCGAAGAGCUGCUGAGCCACUUGCGGACCCAUACGGCCUUCCCAGGGACAGACAAACUGCUGUCGGGCUACCCCAGUUCUUCGUCUCUCGCCAGCGCCGCCGCAGCAGCCAUGGCUUGUCACAUGCACAUCCCCACGUCGGGCGCACCAGGCAGCCCAGGGACCCUGGCGCCAUGUGUAGCCCCCCACCACGCACUGGCCAGCAGCCGCUACCACCUGUAUUCCAAGAGCCCUCCCACGCCUGGUGCCCCAGUGCCGGUGCCUGCUGCCACCGGACCCUACUUCCCUUAUGCCCUCUACGGACAGAGACUGACCACUGCCUCCGCACUGGGGUAUCAGUGAGGGCGGCCUAGAAGAAUUUGGAAAAAGAGGAAGGAGCUGGGGGGAUGGGAGGUGCGAGGGAGGGGCAGGGCCCGAGAGAGGUUCCUGACACCCUCAGGGGCAGAAGACCCAGGCUACCGAAGGGAAAAGAAAGUUUAAAUCUUACCUAUCCACCCAACCAGAGAGCGCGAGUGAGCCUGGAUGGGAAACUUCUCCACCCCUACUCCCCAACAAAACUUUAUAAAAGUUGAAAAAAAAAUCAUUUGACUUUUUAUAGAAAAAGAAGGAAAAAUAAUUGAGAAAGUGUUCAUCUGAGGACUUCGCCGGUGAACAUUGGUAUUUAUUUAUGUUAGCUCCAAGCGGACCCGUGGUUCAAAAGUGCAUUAUUUAGUUUGAGCUCCGUAGGUUAAAAGGAAGAGGGGGGAAUUAAAACCCGAGGGUAAAUAUGUGGAAAACAAACCCUCCGAUCCCUUGUAGAGUAUAAAUAAAAACAAAACCGCUACAGAAUUAGGGGUCUUCUCUUUAAUGUUACUUUAAAAUUGCUAUGAUUGUAUUGUGCGUUCUUAUUUAAUGUCUGAUUGAAACUCAAAUUUACAUGCAUGUUUGUUACAAAAAAAGAAAUGAAAAAGACGAAACAAAAUAAGUCACAAUUUGUCAACUCUGAUUUCAAAUUGCAAUUAUUUUUAAGGUGUACACCAUCGAAAGAGAAUGGGUAUUUUUUUGUAUGUAUUCUGGAAGAAAACAAAAAAAAAAGGAAAAACAAUUCUAUUCCAAAACCUCAUUUGCCUUAUUUUGUUCUUUAAAAGGAACACUUAACUGUUUUUAAUUUUUAAGUCCACCCGCUGAGAAGGGGACAAGGUUUACGUCAUGUGCUAAAAUAAUAGACAAUGUAUCGCUUUAAAGAUUAAAUUCCGUAUAUUUGAUGUAUUAAAAGGUUUUACUUCUUAUUAU